AAGAAGAAGGCUAGUGAACGCUGUUUGGUAUAGGAGAAACAACAAACAAUGUCUGUUUGUUUUUAACAAAAAUAUUUUAUAUUUCACUCCUAAAUGCAGCAAAUGAUUCUUUUUGAAUGUCGCCCCCCAAGAAAAAAACUACACACACAGUCACUAAGUAAAGGUUAGCGUCGGUGUUGGGGCGCAGUCACCCUGAUCCCGUUCAGCAUUAAACGCGGAUCAGAUACAGCUAACGUGUUCCCGGGUGCUGUGUUCUGCACAGGAUGGAGGAGGAAGCCCGCAGAAACCACUGCAGGAGAAUGAUUUCUCUUAUCCGGAGCAAACAGCAGCACCAGGAGUCCUCGGCAGAGGACAGGAGGAGACAGAAACACAGAGGAGCCAGAGGGAGCCAGAGGACAGAGUGUGAGAAACAAGCUGUGGCCGGGGGCGAGUUUCAGGCUCACAGAGACCAAACCUCUCCCAGCCUCGCAUGCCAAGGCCCCGAAGUCCAGCCCGUCCCCCCUCAACUCAUUUCAAUGCUGAGGCUCAAAACUCUGAAGGAGGAGAUGAGACGGGCUGCAGAGGUGGAGCUCCACGACCCCGCCGCCUGCAGCGUGUGUGAGCAGGAGCAGGCCUCUCUGGCCUUGGAGAGCUUUAUCAGGAGGAAGAGGACACAACUGCGGUUCCAAACACUGAAGGGCAGACUAAACACACCUGAGCUACGGAGAGUGUGCACGUCGGUGAGUUUGUGUGAAAUCUCCCAAAGCCCUUGGAUGCCCCUCGCUGGAUUUGGGAGGAAGCACUUGGUGGAUAUAUGCGGGUCACAGCAACCUGGGGUUGCCUUAGCAACGGCUAAGGAACGUGGAGUUGCCCUGGCAACAGAUGAAAUGAGGGGUUACCCUGACAAAAACGCUACAGGAACUCAUUUAGCAAGCCCUCGCUGUCCUUUUUCAGACAGAUAGCUGCAGACACACAUUAACACAAUGAAAAGGAGAAUGUUGUGGUGGAGUCAAACAUAUUGCUACCGAUUUAUUUUGAUAUGCAGGCAAAACUCGCCUGUUUGUCCAAUAAACACUGGUCCACACGCUGAUGGUUGUGUCUUCGGUUCCGCUCAGCUGCAGCUGUGUUUGUGUUCACACCGUGAAAUAAUAGAGACAAACGUCUAGCCUUUGUUUUGAGUGUUAAAAAAAAGAAAGGACUUGCUAACAAGGUUAGUACAAAACAGCCAUUUAUUUUCUUAUCACUGUAUUAAAGUUAAACACAACACUAUUCAGAGCGAAUGAGUCUGGCCUUUUUUUUCCUCC
Molecule: messenger RNA, 1283 nt
Organism: Chelmon rostratus (copperband butterflyfish)
Lineage: Eukaryota; Metazoa; Chordata; Actinopteri; Chaetodontiformes; Chaetodontidae
Exons: 3
Coding region: 264-941 (225 amino acids)
Source: RefSeq, a predicted model, not a curated record